GCAAUUAUAUACCCUGCCACAAGAUUUACUCAUAGACAUAUUGAAACUUUUGUCCUGGACUGACAAAUACCAAGUCUCACUGGUAAACCGUGAGCUAUAUUAUCGCACAAUACCUAUAUUAUAUGAGCACAUCAACAUAUUCUCAAACCUAAACAAGCUGCCAUGCCUGCUGAACAGAUUAUCUGAAACUAUAAUAGAUCCUGGCCGGUCGAAUCAUGAUGAUAAGACAACAUAUGGGAUAUAUGUCAAAAACAUUUAUGCAAACAGGGGUUGACGGGCUCAAUCCCAAUUAUGAAAUUGAUUCUGACUGGUUGGCGAAAAUAUACAAAUGCUGCCCAUAUCUGACGCAUUUAAGUCUGAAAGGGGGGAAGCUAUCGUUCAACUUGUUUACUGAGCGUACCUUUGGAUUAUGUGAACAACUUGUCUCGCUUAACUUGCUAUCUGCGAGGUACAUGAAAACCCCCUAUCUUUCAACAUUAUUACGGUUUCCCAAGUUGCGAGAACUCACCAUAGGCAUAGAAUACCCAGGCGAGGAUCUUCUAUCGCUACGUAACUUACUGUCUACAUCUUCCAUAACACUCACAACUUUGGCCAUUCGCUGGUAUGUGCCCGAUCCAUACCCUGAGGACCUUACACCGUUGCUGUUAAAUUGCCCCAACCUGGAACGACUCGCUUUGCAAUGGUUCGGAGCGUCUCCGAACAUUAACAGUAUUCCUUCCAGCGUGACCGAUAUCCAACUCCUAGGGGGAGCAAUCACUGACUGCAGACAAAUAAUAGACGCCUUACAGCAUACUUCAUCUCUCAAACGGUUGUCAAUCUCGAAACUUCCAUGCUCUAUAGAGGAAUUGGAGUCUAUAUUGCGUGUGAAUCGGCAUACCUUGGAGGCACUCACGUUUCACGACAAUUCGAAGUUAAGCCUUACCGAAUCUAAUCUCGAGGUUUGUAAGAACCUCAAAUGCUUAGAACUCCAGCAUUUCGAUCGAGAGAAAGGCGGCGGUAAGGUAGGAAGAAUAAUAAAUAAGCUAUUUCGGGACCAACUGGAGACCUUGGUAGGCGCAUAUGACGAGCCUUGCUUUUGGGAUUCUCAAUGGACAAACGUCAAAUACCUAAAGGUCAGCAUGAAGCCAAGACAUACUACAACUAAGGCUGGUAUUCAGAGAUUAACCACCGCCUUUCCGAAUGUGGAAUAUAUGGAAAUACAUUAUCAUGACAGAGGAAACAUUACCGCUGACGAGUGGAGACACACGUUCUCUCAAUUUCAUGGACUUAAAGGGAUAUAUCUGCAAAACGCGGAGGGGAAUUACGAAAGUACGUUCUACAACAGUCAAUACUACACAAGUUUGAAAGGAGCAUAUACUGAAUGGCACGACAAUGCUGCAAAUACCGUCAAUGCACAUUUUUGUUAUCCGACAUGCUGGCUACUUGAUUAUCACAACCUACAGUAGUAGCAUACCAAUCGCUUUACAUGUCCCUUCUCUCAUAAUAUAUAUAAUAAUUAGAAACCAUCAAAGACUGACUAGUAAACAUCACGGUAUUAUGACCAGCC
Molecule: messenger RNA, 1546 nt
Organism: Umbelopsis ramanniana AG
Lineage: Eukaryota; Fungi; Mucoromycota; Umbelopsidomycetes; Umbelopsidales; Umbelopsidaceae
Exons: 2
Coding region: 216-1445 (409 amino acids)
Source: RefSeq, a predicted model, not a curated record